Phoenix dactylifera (date palm) is the source of this 810-nucleotide messenger RNA. RefSeq names its product small ribosomal subunit protein bS16m/bS16c-like. Gene Ontology annotation, molecular function: structural constituent of ribosome. Lineage: Eukaryota; Viridiplantae; Streptophyta; Magnoliopsida; Arecales; Arecaceae. Gene Ontology annotation, biological process: mitochondrial translation. The record is from RefSeq and is a predicted model, not a curated record. Gene Ontology annotation, cellular component: ribosome; small ribosomal subunit.
CCGCACUGGCACCGAACGAAGCGGGUCUAACCCCGUUGAGCGGGUUUAUGAGGUGCUCUCACUCUCGCGAGGGGUGGGAAGGAGCGAGAGAGGAGGAAGGGGCGCCGUAAUUCUUCUUCUCAAAAAAGAAGCUGCACACCAGCUGAGAAAGGGAGAAGUGGGAUCGAAGGAGGAGGAAAGAUGGUUGUGCGGAUUCGGUUGUCAAGAUUUGGUUGCAGGAACAAGCCAUUCUAUCGAGUGAUGGCCGCUGACAGCAGGUCUCCAAGAGAUGGGAAGCAUCUCGAAGUCCUCGGCUACUAUAAUCCGUUACCUGGGCAGGAUGGUGGGAAACGAAUGGGGCUGAAUUUUGACAGGGUGAAGUAUUGGUUAUCAGUUGGUGCACAGCCUUCAGAGCCUGUCCAACGCAUACUCUUCAGAGCAGGUGUUCUACCACCACCACCAAUGCUUGCAAUGACCCGCAAAGGUGGGCCGCGUGACACCCGUCCUGUUGAUCCCCUGACUGGCCGUUACUUGACUCCCGAGAGCCCCGAAACUGCCGAUCAAUCUGAAUGUGGAGAAAGUGAGGUGGGUGAAGAUGGUGAUAAGCCAAGUCCUUGAAAAGAAUUGCAGGAUCAUAUGCCGAAAAAACAAAGAAACUGCAGCAUCUGGUUUUGAGUUGGAUGGCAGUUGAAUAUGUCAUUAGGAUGUUGUGGAUCUAUAGAUUUGGUUGCCUUGAGACACUGGUAGCACUUUGAGGCUUAAUAUUUAUGGAAAAUAAUUGCACAGUUUAUUUUACUCGUGGAUUCAAUACAUGUGGUUAAGUUUUGAAGC